Anopheles nili is the source of this 2743-nucleotide messenger RNA. It is a transcript of the gene uzip, whose product is annotated as protein unzipped. Lineage: Eukaryota; Metazoa; Arthropoda; Insecta; Diptera; Culicidae. The transcript has 7 exons. The record is from RefSeq and is a predicted model, not a curated record. The coding region runs from base 1 to 1560 and encodes 519 amino acids.
AUGGCGAACGUACGAUGGCUUCCAAGCAGUCGGUUGGCACUGAUCCUUGCUUUCGUCCUGUCAUGCGUGUUGGUUCUCCCGGUACCUACCUACGCGUUCGCAAGCAGCGUGUUCAAGGCACUAGCGAUAGGAGCUAACACGCAGUCCGUGACAUCCAGCACACUUUCGUGGGAGAAGUUCAGCGGAGCCGAGGCGCACCUGCGAUUCGCCGUGCGGACAUUCGAGCUUGAACCACACUCCCAGGAGAACUCUGAACAUGAACAAAUGCAUCCGACGAGCUACGUGUGCCGGGUGGAAAUCGAAGGCAUCUACACUGCCGGCCAGACGUUGACGGAGGAAUCAGGCACGAUCUGCAUCGUAGCGGCUCAGCUGUCCGAGGUGGAGCGUCACCACUCGUUCGAGGUCCUGAUCAACAUGGGCGGUGGUGGAAAGCUGAAAUGGCAAUCGUGGAACCGGUACCACGCGGGAAUCUUCGGUGGAGCUGUUAGUGCCGGCAUGGGCAAGCUCAGUGACUACUACAUCGCACGUAUCCGAUCCGGUCACAGCGAAGGACAUUCCGUGGAGGCGCACCAACAUCGUCAUGGUGCGUAUGUGGUGGGAAAUUUCGACCCGAAUGUGAAACUCAUCGGGCGCAUCUAUGCCCCAUUGCCCGGCUCUACGUCGAGUACGGAACACGAACAUGGUGAAAUUUUGGUUGAAAUUGAACCGGUCAAGUACGAGCUCCGUUCAAUCAAGCUGAAUAAACUUCGCACGAUCAUCAAAAAGAACACGACCGUUCUGGGCUCAACUAUACUCUCGAACACCGACGACAGGACGAGCCUGGCCGAAACGGUCAUCACGUACGACUACAUGAAGGAAAUCUACUGGGGCAAGCAGGAAGGGGUCGUGCAAGGACUUUUCACGAAGGUCUACGAUUCUAGGACGCCUCAGGCAACCAACGUGACAUGGGGCGUCAAGAGUUCUGCGCGUCAUGUCGAGACGAAAUCGGUUAACACCAUGCUAGAACCGGGUACCGCCAUCAACGUAACGUUGUUCGGAAACUACACCGAGAUGGAGGCGCCCUAUACCGCCAUGCUGAAGGCGUACUACGAUGACAACAGUGACCCCGUGAGCAGACGGUUGAGUGCGAUCAUGGUCAGCCGCGACAUGGAAGACGUGAAAAUGGAGUACAGCCCGGUCUACUGGAUCGAGAACGGCACUCUGGUUCCAACAACCACGACGACCACCACGACGACUACCACGACAACCACUACGACAACGACUACGACGUCAACCACAGAACCAUCGACCAGCUUGCGUCCGGUUCCGAUCAAUAGCACCCCGGUCGAGGGUGGCACCAUGAUCGACGAGGACGGCAUGAGUAACGAGAUCGGACACGCACCGUCCACCAGCCGGGACCUGGACGUCAGCCGGAGCAACGAGAAGCUCGAGGGUUCCCUCGACAACAUGUCCAGCCGCAGUCGCAGCCGGGGUUCAAACGCGGCCACCAGCUUAUCGGCCAGCAUAGGUUUGCUGGCGGUGUUCGUCCCGUCGGUUGCGAUCCUGGUUCGCCAAAACUAAGCGCAGAACGGAGGACCUGUUAUGCGCCUCCACACAGGAACAAUACCAGCAUUCAUUGCUUUUCUAUUUCAUUGUCUAUUACGUCGAAGUUCUGUGAAAGGACCCCUUUUUAGUCGAGCUUUUCGCUCCUGACGGACCGGAACGAGCAUCGCUGCUUCUCCGUUUCGACGAUGAUCCCCCACGAUACAAACGGAUUUGUUUUUAGUCAUGUAAGAAGGCAUUACUGUUAAGGCUUGUAUUAGAUGACGCGCCAACCGCUUUGCGAACAGCUUCUCGUCAUCACAUCAACAGUUGAGGUUGAACGUUUUCCGACACCGCACCUCGGGAAACGCGGCCCUGAAAUUCGUUUCAUACGCGUGUAAGGCCAGCGAGAUAAGGAGCACUAUAAGCUCGCGUAGUCGUGCCGGAUUCAGCGGCCAUGGCUGGAGAAAAAUUGAUGUAAAAUUUAGUGGUUAAAUAAUUUACGUCUUUCUGUAAAUAGCAAAAAAAGCAUCCCUUUUCGAAAAGAUGGGUGGAGCAUUUCGAAGGGCGCUUCGCCUUUCGCGUGAGAUACGGCCCAAAUUUAAGAUGCACUUCUUCCUGCUUCGGUGGACGAAUAGUUCCAUGUUUUUUUUUCAAUCCUCUUCCCACAAAGAAAAACGCAACCAGCUCUAGCUAAGAGAAAAUUCUUCGAAUCAUACAGCAAGCGUGGUAAUGCGUAAAAGCGCUGAACAAUAAUGACACAUUCCGUUCGAUGAUGUUCCCCAUGGAAAGAGCAACGAGUGAAGCAAACGAAUAGUCAAGGAAGGUAGACAGGAAGGAAGCAGGACAUACAUAAGAAUGCAUUAACCGCGGAAGUUGUGAGUGAAAUAAAAGGAAGAAAAGGACAAUUGUAAUUCUAAAUGUAUACAAGCAUAAACUUUAAUCUGUACGUAUGGUAAGAUAAAACAAAAAAACACGAACACACAACAGAACAAAGAUUUUAUGUUUUUUUGUUUAAUAUUAUCUUUUAUCUCCACCCAAAAGAAAAAAAAUAAUAAGUACAAUUAGAAGGUUGCGUUGAUUUGAACUAAAGCUAGAUGAUGAAAUCGCCUCUUCUAUAGCAUUUCAAUUUACGUCAUUAUUCCAUUUGAAAUUGCAUCUGAUGAAAUAGCUUAGUUCGAUUAUGGUUUAUUUAUUAUUACUAGGCGAUAGCAGCUUUCUU